Molecule: messenger RNA, 624 nt
Organism: Aphanomyces astaci
Lineage: Eukaryota; Oomycota; Saprolegniomycetes; Saprolegniales; Verrucalvaceae
Exons: 3
Coding region: 1-624 (207 amino acids)
Source: RefSeq, a predicted model, not a curated record
AUGCCGCCGACGACGUGGAUCAUGGAAUGCAACAUGAGCAUGGAUAAUCCUGACACUAUCAUCUACGAAGAUGGAACGACUGCUUCCUGGACCAUGGACACCGAGUUGGGCGUGAUCGACGACGGCAAUUCGACCUGUGCUUGUAUCUUCAAGUUGAGGCCCAUCAGUCUCCUCGACUUCGAAGGAUACGCCAGCACCCCGAAUGACUACCCAUGCGCAACGAAUGUCAAGGCGACCCCUCGAAGUGACAAGUACCGGUCGUUGCGACUAAGCGACAAGUGGAAAGCGUUCAAGAAACGAAAACUGGCGAAAUCGAAUUCGUGCUGCCUAGCUUUCCCGUUCAUGUCGAUCAUGAGCAUGUCGCUUCCGAAGCAGCCCGUCGACUUCGACCUGCAACUCUAUUUGCCGGCGAAGAACUUUCUUUCGAAGCAGAAGAAAAAGGCUGAAAUUAACGUGCAUGGCAAGAAAGGAACAACACACGCCAACCUUCGUUCCCGUGCACCUGAAGUCCAGCUCAAGGUGGAGAUCAUUGAGACUGCGAUCAUGUCUAAUGGGAAUUCCAUAUUGCCAUCCCAGGUUCUCCACAACAAGGGCUCGAAUGGACUUCAUAUCAGCGUUACGUAG